Molecule: messenger RNA, 1665 nt
Organism: Parasteatoda tepidariorum (common house spider)
Lineage: Eukaryota; Metazoa; Arthropoda; Arachnida; Araneae; Theridiidae
Product: sulfotransferase ssu-1
Molecular function (GO): sulfotransferase activity
Source: RefSeq, a predicted model, not a curated record
CGUGUCAAUAUUUAAAGGUCGAUACGAGAAAUUCCAACCGGAUAAAUAUUCAAGCGCAUUAAGCGGACCUUCAUAUUUUGGUUGCAUGUCUUAAAUGAACGAGCUUUUGUGAAAAAGGUACUUAAAAAUACUGCUUACUUAAAUUAACUAAAUCCUAAAGAUUUUGUUAAAUUUUACUCAUCGUGAAAUCUGUAUUAAAAUUUAAUAACUUAAGAAUAAAAUUUUCUCUAAAUUUAUUUUUAAAAUCUAUUUAAUGUUAAAUCCUUUGUUAAUUACCAGACUUAAUAUUUUUAUUAAAAUUUCACUUACUCAGAAGUUUUUAAAGCAAUAUAAUUGUAUAAUUUUCCUUUAUUGCGUUAAAACUUAUUUCCGUGACGCCUGGUGAAUCUUUAAAACAAAUUCAUAUUGGUAUCAAAAUUUACCUUUUAUAAAAUCUUCCGUUUAGUUUACUUUUCAUAAAGUUAGGUUUGAAUAUCUUUCAAUUUGAAAACCAAUUUUUAUUCAAAAUGAAUUGCUCGUGUGCAUAUGGUUUUGUAAGAACAAGAAAAAUGUCAGCAGUUCCUUUUUCACAAGAGGUUGACGGAUUUCAAAUUCCUGGUAUGUUUUCGGCGGAAAAUUUCCGUUCAGCUCUUAAAUACAAACCACGCUCAGAUGAUAUUUUUUUGGCGACUUAUCCAAAAUGUGGAACGACAUGGACGGGACAGAUACUGUUGCUCUUACUUCAGAAGGGUGAGCCUUUAAAGAAGUCGUCUGACAUUCUUGCAAAAGCUCCUGUUUUAGAAAUGACAGGAGCUGAAUUCGUUGAAAAGAUGCGGAGACCAGGUCCAAUCAAAACGCAUCUGCCAUUUCACCUGACGCCUUGGUCUGAAGAUGCCAAAUAUAUAUGCGUCGCAAGAAAUCCAAAGGACUGCUGUGUUUCAUAUUUUCACCAUUUGACGAAUUUGCCGGGCCAUAACUUCAACGGGACUUUCGAAGAAUUUUUUGAGCUCUUCAUCUCUGGAAAAACUGAUUAUGGUGAUUAUUUCGACCACCUUAUGUCUUGGUAUCCUCACAGAAACGAGCCAAAUGUAUUGUUCUUCACUUAUGAAGAGCUUAAAGAAGACCUAGAUGCCGCUAUUUUAAAGAUGGCGACUUUCAUCGAUGAUGAAAAAUAUGCCGAACCCAUUAGAAGCGAUUCGGAAAUCCUAGAGAAUAUUAAGAAGUACAGUAGUUUAAAAGAAAUGAAGGAAUCCAUGGCCAAGAGCUUUAAAGAUAUCGCCCAGAUUUCACCAGAUGAAUUAAAAGAAGCACCGAUGCCAGAUGCAUUGAAAGAAUUCUUAGUGAAACAGAAAGAUAAUUUAAAAGCGGCGGUUGAAGGUAAGAAUGGAGGAUCGAAUGUGACACAGUUUGUCAGGAAAGGUAUUGUUGGUGAUUGGAGAAAUUAUCUGACGAAGGAUCAAAAUCGCAGAUUGGAAGAGAAGUUUGCAGAACGAACUGAAGGAACAGACUUUCAAAACUUGUGGAAAGAUUAUAUGUGAUAGGAAUGUUCUCUUUCGAUUCAUUCAGCAUUUUUUUUAAAUUUCAUUUCUAUUUAUUUAUUGUUUCAAAUGUAUAUUAUGCUUAUUUUAUGUAGUGUAGUUUUUCUCUGGCGUGAAAUAAAGAUACGCUCUGAUGGUAUUUCAGACC